CGGGGAGGCAGAUGAAGGUGGUUUCUGAGCUCUAACAGAAAGAUUUUUACAAGGGUUUACUUACAGACAAAAUCUGCUGUGGAAGAAUUGGCUGCAAGAAAGAACCAGUAUCCCUGUGCGUUUGGAGUUGUGAGUGAUUCUGACAGCAGAAACCAAUAAGAGCUUUCCUGAUCCUUAUCAGGAGAGCCUGAGGGCAGGGUCCAGCCUUCUUCUAACAGAGGAUUACUUCAGGACCCCUGCACAGACCUGUCUACCUUGAUAUUUUUAAUCCUCUCUCAGGGAGAAGAAACCACUGCAUAUUUGCUGCACUCUGCAGCAGACAGCAGUUUACCAGCUGUGGUAAGUCUGGCUGAUUUAAGCAAAUGUUUGGGUUCCUAAGUUUCAUUUUUCUUCCGAAGACUUAGUCUCUACAGGUUGGGAAGCCAGCACACCAAGAAGAAAUACUGUCUCCAGGUCUGCAGACACUUGCAGACCUCACUGGCCUUUGUAUCAGGUUUUAGAUGUGGUCUUCAGUCUUCCUUGUGGUGCAGGUGAUUUUCUUCUCUAUACUUACCUGGAGACAUGAAUGACACCUGUACCAACAGCAGUAUCAACCCCAGAGUAGAACUGUUCCAGCUGAUCAUGUACACUCCCACCUUUAUCCUGGGAUUGCUGUUCAAUGUGAUGGCCCUCUCGUUGCUGUUUUUUCCAGCUAAAAAGCUGUCAGAAUCUACAGUCUACCUGAUAGCCCUUAUUUUCCUGGAUACUUUGCUGCUGUUCACUCUUCCUUUUAAAAUAGUUUCCUAUCACCUCCAGAACAACUGGAAAUUCGGGUCCAUGUUUUGUUCCAUCUUGGAGAGUCUUUACUUUAUAAAUAUGUAUGGCAGCAUCCUCAUCUCCCUCUGCAUCUGCGUUGACCGCUACAUCGCAAUCCAGCACCCUUUCAUGGCCCCUGCCCUGCGCUCCACCAAGAAAGCUGCUCUGGUCUGUGCUGUCAUCUGCCUGGGCAUCUCGGCCGGGACUGUGUCUACUUCCCAGUUUCAUGAGGAGAGCUACAACAUCUCGUCCUGCUUCUACAACUUCUCCAAAAGCACGUGGGAAAACACAGGCCUGAUAAUCACCCUGGAGAUGAUCUUCUUUGGCAGCAUGGUGGCCAUGGCCUUCUGCACCAUUCAGAUCAUCAGGUGUCUGAGAAAUCACAGAAAAUCAGGGAACGCCCAGACACACAUGACCAGAGCAGAGAAGGUAGUAGUGACAAACUUUGUCACGCUUUUGGUCUGUUUCACACCUUACCAUGUGACGUUCUUCCUGUACUUUUUGGUAAGAAAUGACAUCAUGCACAUCCCUUGUCACACUGUGCUACGGGACAUCCUUCAGGUCACCCUUUGCUGGGCUAAUCUGAACUGCUGUCUGGAUGCAGUCUGUUACUAUUUUGUUUUAAAGGAGUCUGCAGAAGGUUCGUUGCAAAACAAAGUGAGAAAGCACCAAGAGGAAAGAUUUGAUCCGCACACUGAACAUUAGUUACUUUACCCAGCAAGAGGAGAUGCUAUCAUGAAAGGUGCAGGACCUUGAACUACUUUUCUAAACCAUUGACUUUAAAUACUCAGAUGUGAAAAUAUGUCAUAAAAAGAACAGAACUAAGCCUAUUUUCAGGGCUCCUAGCUUGCUUCCCUUCCACAAUGCUUUGUGUUGUCAUUUAUGGAUAAAAAGAAUCGAAAUUAUUUCUUGUAAAUAGCGAUGCAUAUCUCUUGGGAUGUGAUUCCCUUUUACUUUGGGAAGGAAAAAAAAAAAAGUAUUUACUUACAAA
Messenger RNA from Tympanuchus pallidicinctus (lesser prairie-chicken), 1786 nucleotides. RefSeq names its product lysophosphatidic acid receptor 6-like. Gene Ontology annotation, biological process: phospholipase C-activating G protein-coupled receptor signaling pathway; positive regulation of Rho protein signal transduction. Gene Ontology annotation, cellular component: membrane. The transcript has a single exon. The record is from RefSeq and is a predicted model, not a curated record. Bases 562 to 1500 code for a protein of 312 amino acids. Gene Ontology annotation, molecular function: G protein-coupled receptor activity. Lineage: Eukaryota; Metazoa; Chordata; Aves; Galliformes; Phasianidae.